GAGUGAACAGCUGUUGGUGGCACGGCUGUUUGGACUUGGAGAAAACCAGUGAGCUGCCUACCUAUAGACCGCCUCUUUGGAGGAACAGCCGACAGUUAAUUCAGUGGUGGACCAUUGGAAAUAAUUUUAAAUUGUAUUAGCUAGCUCUCACGCCUGCUGCAGUUUCUAACUGACAUGCCGGUGUUUGUGGAAGACCCCGCUCAGUUCUCCAAAGAGAGACUCAAGUCGGAGCUGACAGCGCAUAAUGUGGAGUUGCCCCCAGCGGAGAGCAAGAAACACGUAUAUGUGGAGCUAUAUCUGAAAUACGUGAAGAAAAACAGCACUGAUUUCUCUAGUGAUGAAGAGGAGGAUCACCUUAAUGACAGCUCAGAGGAAGAGAGAGAAGAGUCAUUAGUCAUGGCAGACCUGGGCUUACUGACUGAUGAUCAGCUGAAAGCCAAACUGCUCCAGUAUGGAUUCAAAACUGGACCCAUUGUAGCUUCCACUAGAGCCUUAUAUGAAAAGAAGCUACACAUGCUGAUGGACUCUCCAGCACAGGCAUCACUGCAAAGGGUUAAUGGCACAGCUGAUGGAGGCCAGUACUCUGACAGCGAGGAAGAGGAGGAUAAGGAAUCUGAGUCUGAGAUUCUUCCUGAAAUGGUGUCCAAGACUGAGAAUGAGACCAGCAAAACGACUAGCAGACUGGGGAGGUUCUGUCAGAGCAGAGAUUUUUAUCCACAGUGCUUUGUACCCUCUGGCGGAAUGGGAAAGACUCAGCACAAGUCAUCCGACAGCAGCCAAAAUGGGUCUUUGGUUCAAACUGGGUCACCGUACAGGUCCUUCAGCAUCUCCCAGAUGGUGGAAGAGGGGAGUAUUGAGAACAGAUUCAGUCCUCAGUCACAACACACAGAGAUUGAGAGGAGAUCCAGUCAGAGAACUGAGCUUACGGUGGACAGCAGAGCCCUGCGGAACUUCAUGAGGCUGGACAAAAACACCAUGACUGGCAGAUCUCUGUGUUUAACACCUCAAUCACCCCAUCAGAAACAAACUGUCACAGAACCUGCAACCGAUGUUCUUACAGAGAUGUUCGCUGGCACUGUCAAAACUCCCACUGGAAUCUACGCCACGAAGAGACGGCCUAUAAAGGGAGCCGCAGGCCGUCCUGUGCAGUUUAAAUACCAAGAUUUGCCACUACUGAGUCCCACUACACUGGAAAGGCAGGAGAUUCAACAGCACCUGGUGCCUUUGUGGGUUCAGACCGUGGUUUUUCUACUGGUGGUGUGUCUGUUCUGCCUCAUCUACUUGUACAUGAAAAAGCCACUCUUCAAUCCGUUUACUGCUCUGCUGGAUGGUCUACAUGAAGAACCUGCUUUCAUAUCCAACUCGCAGGCCACUCCCGCAACUGAUGCUCCAGCUUAGGUUAACUAUACUGAGAAGAUACUGAUGCUUUAAGAAGUUAUGGAAAGAUCAGUUCCUUCUAGUUCAUCUCAGGUUCUAUUCAGCUAAGCGUCCUCUCUUCUGGAUUUUAACUUCUAAAUUCAUCUCUGUUAGAAAAACUGUGUGUAAUUGCGUUUACGAAACUUCCUGCUUAAGAUAAUCAUCCUUGUGAACUGGUCUCAGGAAACUUGGUAUCAUUAGUCUUCAUGAAAUUAAAGGAGCACUAUAUCAUAGCAUCACUCAGAUGCAGCAUUUUUCUUACCACAUACAUUGUGUAUGUUGUUGUAAGUAGUACUGUGCAUGGAGUGUAUGUUUUGCCUGGUUGAUCUUUUACCAGAUAUAUGUAUUUUAUACAGGUUGUUUUCCCCAUUUGAAAGUUGUUUGGGUUAUAUGUACUGAUGUGUUCAUUCAACCUGGAAAACUUACUGAACUCUUGAUGGAACAUUGAAUUCAAUUUUAAAAAUUGUGUACUGGGUUUAUUUGUGAAUAAAUACAUUUAAGAUUAAG
Messenger RNA from Myxocyprinus asiaticus (Chinese sucker), 1923 nucleotides. RefSeq names its product LEM domain containing 1 (gene lemd1). NCBI's taxonomy places the organism in Eukaryota, Metazoa, Chordata, Actinopteri, Cypriniformes, Catostomidae. The record is from RefSeq and is a predicted model, not a curated record. Gene Ontology annotation, molecular function: DNA binding. Bases 175 to 1398 code for a protein of 407 amino acids. The transcript has 10 exons.